GGACUUUACCAAGGAUAGAGUAAAAGAACAAUUAUAGAAGUUGAGCUCAUUCAUCUGAUCUCUUUUUCGUUCAGCUGCAGUGAAAGAAGUCCCGCUACGGCAAUAUCAUCAGAGUGACCAAUCUUCUCUCUCCUAUUCAAGCCCACCGAAGUCGCAAUGCAGUACUCGCCAAUCGUCUCAACCGACUGAUCAAUUUUCCAUUUGGACGCCUGAUUCACCGAGCUCAGGUAGUCUGGAGAAGCGCGAGGAUACCGAGCUUCGCGAGUUUGUUCAGUCCAGUCUGGCUGAAGUCGACCCCGGGACUGAGCAACGAAAACCACCUUACUCUUAUGCUCAACUGAUUAUUCAGGCAAUUGCUUCCUCACCCAAGCAAAGAUUGACGCUGUCUGGAAUAUAUGCGUACAUAGGCACUAAGUUCCCGUAUUACAAACUGGAUGAGAAAGGCUGGCAGAAUUCUAUUCGGCACAAUUUAUCGUUGAACCGAUACUUCAUUCGCGUACCUCGUUCUGGCACUGAAAGAGGGAAAGGUGCAUUUUGGCAACUGGACCCCGUUUGUGGUCCUCGGCUCAUCAACCAAGCGUUCAAGCAGAGACGUCAAUUUGAGGGGACAUUCGGCAUCCGCCAACCACGACCAACCACUGAAAAUGACUCGAAUGCAGUGCCAUCCUCCCAUCAACUUCUGAACGUAAGAUCCAAGGUGUCUAACAAAAAUGACCAAGAGCUUGUGCACAAUAUAGCCGAGGAAGGAUGUCAUCAGACCGGGACUCAGCCCGAUGACAAGACUAGCGAUCCGGUAUUCCAAAAUCGUAUCCCCUUACCAUGUGAUUUUGGCCCAUCCCGGUCGUUUGAAGCAAGUCGGUUGUAUUCCGAUGUGUUGCAGCAGUUAUCCACGUUCAGUUCGCGUCCUGAGAUAUCACAAUGGCUUGGGCAACCUGGCAGUAUCCCAGCCCUCGUGCCUCCUUUGUAUGGCAUGGUAGAUAGAUACCAAAAGGGUGCUACAGAUGAACGAUUUUCCAGAGGAUCCCCAUCAACCGAUGUACUUAUGCCGUUGGCUUCAACGUUACUCACUCAAUGUUUGACAAAUCCCCAUUAUCCCCAGCAGCGGGGAGGUCCGAAUCACGGAGAAAUGAACCUUUCGAAUUCAAGCAGAAAGUUUAGUUAUCCACUAGAUACCAUGAGGUCUACGUUCCCUGCAGAUCAGUUCACCAGUCUGCCAGUUUCGCCGUCCAUUAUGAACACGAAUCCUGCUCUGCUGAGUAUGUUGCUGGCCCACCCAAUCUCUGCUCGGGACAGUCUAUAUUCGAUCGACGCCAACGCGAAGUCCAACGGAGGGUCACACAGUAACCAGGCAAUUCCAAACAUGUCAGCUAUGGCGGGCAUUUCAUACGAAUUCCCGGAGGAUCGACCUGUGGCUGUCAAAUACCGCCGUUUGUCCCUGCCUUCGCCAACACCCGGAUGCAGUGAAGUCGGGCUGCGCGAACGAUUUAACGUAUUGUUCAGAUAGUGACUCCAAGAUUUUCCUUUUCUCUGCACCCGUGUGGACCACUUUGCACACUCACUAAGUCUACGAUGUCAGGUUGACUGUAUCGCACAAAUAUACACGUUUUAUAAACAAAAAAUGACUGAUUUACAGAGAUACAAAAUCGAGAUAGAUGCUUGAAUACUAAAACAGUCUGUCAAAGGAUAAGAGCUCAAAGGUCAAGUUCAAGCCGUUUGGCGGCAAAGUUUCCGGGUCCGACCAAUGUGACGGUGCGCGGAGCACCACCGGAGGCGGGGGUGACAGCAAGUGUGCCUGACACCGGCCCAACAUAUGAGACUGUCGCACCACUGCCUGGUCGUUUGAGUCCCAUGGUAAGGUUGGCCAUUGACGCUCUCCGUUCUGCUGAGCUUAUCAUAACAUUGACGUCCUGCAGAUCUUUACCUGUGCUUCGACCGACGGUGAAAACCACACGUUUAGGGGAGAGGUUGACUUGAUGUUUGACGGGACUAAUGAAUACGUUCCGAUUGCUGGCAAGUCUUCU
Messenger RNA from Opisthorchis viverrini, 2021 nucleotides. RefSeq lists its product as hypothetical. The transcript has 5 exons. The coding region runs from base 971 to 1504 and encodes 177 amino acids. The record is from RefSeq and is a predicted model, not a curated record. Lineage: Eukaryota; Metazoa; Platyhelminthes; Trematoda; Opisthorchiida; Opisthorchiidae.